AUGGGCUACGUCGAAAGCAGAAAAUUCCUCCCCGCCAGCUCGAAGGUCUCAUCAUCCAGUCGCGCCGAUAUCCGCCGCUGUCAAAAAAAUUACAUGGCGCUGGCGCGAAAUUCCUUAGCCUGCAGGCAAGUAGGGGUUGGCUUACCAGGAGCUGUUGCUACCAUCCGGAGACCUCUGAUGUCUUACUCGAAAAAAGGCUUUGUAUAUCGCUGUAGGGGAUCGAAUUUCAGGCUUCUCAAUGUUCAUCGUAACAUCGGCCAGCCUAUUCACACUUUCAUUGACUGGAUUGCUAGGAACAGUGUUCAACAGGGAAAAGAUCCCUUGGCUGAUACAUUUUUGGGAUAUUUUAACGGUGAAAUGGGGUUAGCUGGGAAUCCUGUCGAGGUUGACCUUUUGCUACUUGCAACAAAUCCCAGAGGAGCUAGAGAACUUUCACAAGAGUUCCCCCAUUGUUCGAAAACUAUAUCGCAAGGUGAGCUGGAUGGGCUGAUCGAGGGCAUAUAUAGAGAGGGGAGCAGACAAUUAGGUAUUGAGAGACGACCUAGGUAUAUUAAGGAAAAGGGUGAGAGGCGAAAGACCUACAUUCACCCCCGACGCAGGCGUACCAGUACACUGAUUUCCUUUUGGAAUGGUUUUGCUCAGGGGGAAAAAGACUCUUCACUCUGCAUCGACGAACAAGGUUCCCACAGCAAGUCUCUUUUAUCUAAGGUACUCGCUAGUCUUGUUGACCCAGCAGAAUCUCUUGUCGAAGAGGGAGCCGCGACCUGCGACCCGCGAUAUUUUGGUUCGUUCUUUGAUACCGCUAUGAGAAGUCAGGGUUGCAAAAUCUGUGCGAAAUCUCUGGGUAUUAGUAUGACAUGCCGAGCUCAAAAGCAGAAUUCCGUCUUAGUAUUAAUCGAGGGCAAUGCUAAAGCAUUUGCACUGGAAUUUCGUGGGUUAGCAGGAUUAGUGGUACCUCGUCGGAUGGCCUCACUUUCUUACGAUGCGGCCAAGAAUCUGUUGUGUUCGCCAUAUGAGGAUCCUCCCUUGGAUAGGUACCUAGAUCCCGAUCCCGGGAUCCCACCAAUAAGCAAGGUCAUCUCGAGAAUACGCCAACCUAUUCAGCGCGUGAGGCUAGGAACUGUCCACUUUAGAAGCACUCCUUUUUCACGGCGCGGAUACUUCUAUCCCAAAUAUUGUCGGACAAACGGUGUUCACAUUGCUGCCAGGCAGCAGCAAUUCUCCACCAUAUAUCCUUACUUUACUGUAGAGGUAUUAGAGGCCAUUAGCGCCCUUGGCUCUAAAGGGCAGACUCACCUGGACCUUGCCGUUUACCUCGCUGUGUGGGGAACACCCACCAAUCCUGGAAACAGCAAUAAAAUCAUCGGGAUCAACAAGAAGUACUAUUUCCCUCUUGAAAGGUAUCUAUCGAAGGAUUUGUCGCACGUGAAACUGGUUCACGUGACCCGCGCAGAGUGA
Messenger RNA from Lindgomyces ingoldianus, 1458 nucleotides. RefSeq lists its product as uncharacterized. The coding region runs from base 1 to 1458 and encodes 485 amino acids. The record is from RefSeq and is a predicted model, not a curated record. NCBI's taxonomy places the organism in Eukaryota, Fungi, Ascomycota, Dothideomycetes, Pleosporales, Lindgomycetaceae. The transcript is spliced from 10 exons.